Messenger RNA from Lytechinus pictus (painted urchin), 1680 nucleotides. RefSeq lists its product as uncharacterized. The coding region runs from base 1 to 1680 and encodes 559 amino acids. Gene Ontology annotation, molecular function: nucleic acid binding. Lineage: Eukaryota; Metazoa; Echinodermata; Echinoidea; Temnopleuroida; Toxopneustidae. The record is from RefSeq and is a predicted model, not a curated record. The transcript has a single exon.
AUGUUUCGUGAUCUCAAGAGGGAUCCUGCAGAGACUUGUGUUGAGUUUGCACGUCGCAAAGAGGUCGCAUUUGAUAGAUGGAUCCGGUCUCUGAGAAUUGAGACGACAUAUGAAUCACUGCGUGAGGUUGUUUUGAUUGAUGAGUUCACAAGAUGCAUGUCCCGUGAUGUUAAAACGUACAUGAAUGAUCAUGCUGUUGUUAGUGUCAGAAAUGCUGCAAUGUUGGCAGAUGGGUAUGAGUUGUCACAUAGAAGUAGCGCAUCGCAGCUCCAACCUUCUAGUACGUUAGCGAGUGGUUUUGGUUGGAGUAGGUCCGAGACGUUACAUAAGGAAGUGGAGAGGUCAAAGUCGCCGAAGAGUAAGCUGAGUGGUGGUAGCCAGUCUAAUGGUGUUAGACAAGAGGGCAGGUUGUUUUGUGCAUACUGUAAGAAGGAUGGGCACCUUAUUUCUCACUGUCAGAAACUAAAGGACAAUAAUACUGGUCAGAAUAAAGUCCAGGCCAGCGGUUUUGUUCGGCCGGCUACGGUUUGUGUAGGAGACCCUUUGUGUGGUGAUGGGGUAAAGCAGAAUUUUCGUGAUGGGGUGGAUGAAGGAUACAAGGAAUGUAUUUCUGAUGGCACGGUGAAGUUCACUGUUGAUGGAGAAGAAUUUCCUGUUGUGAUUUUAAGAGAUACUGGCUCUGUUCAGACAUUGUUAAUUGCUGAUGAGUCAUCCGUGGAAUCUUGGUGUUUCACAGGCAUGAGAGUUCUGAUCCAAGAUGUGAAUGAGGGUUUCAAAUCUGUUCCUCUAUAUGAUGUAGAACUUUAUAGAGGGCUGGUUUCUGGGCGAGUGACAGUUGGCAUUGUUUCUCGAUUGCCUAUGAAGGGAAUCACAAUGCUGAUUGGCAAUGAUUUGGCUGGGGGUAAGGUGCAGCCAUCUACUGUGUUGAGUGACAUGCCGGUAGUGGAUUCCAAGACAGAGGCUUUGAAAACGGCUAUCCCAGGUAUUUUUCCAUCGUGUGCGGUUACCAGAGCGCAGGCUAUGGCAGGGCGAGAUGAGAGAGUGGUUGGAAAUGAUCGUGACAUAGAUUUAGGGGAUACAAUUUUCAGAGAUCUGGGUGAGAGUAUGAAUAGUCAGACUGAUGAUGAUAGGACUGUUUUCAGACAGCCUGCCUUGAUUGCAGCCCAACAGUCAGCUGCAGACUUGAAGGGUUUGUAUCAUGUUGCUUUGGCAGCAGGGGAGGCUGAGAAGGUCUCACAGUGUUAUUACAUCAAGUCUGGUGUGUUGGUGCGAAAAUGGUGUCCUCCUGGUCGCCCAGCUGAUGAAGAUUGGGUUGCGGUAGAUCAGAUUGUUGUCCCGCCCCAGUAUCGAGCAGAGAUUCUAAGGUUAGCUCAUGAUAUUCCCCUUGCUGGACAUCUAGGUGUGAGGAAGACAGUGGCCAGGAUUAGGGCUCAUUUCUACUGGCCUGGGCUCAGGAAGUGCGUAUCUGAGUAUUGUAAGUCAUGUCAUGUCUGUCAGGUGGUGGGCAAGCCACAACACCACAUCAAACCAGCCCCACUUAUUCCAAUUCCUGUUUUUCCUGAACCAUUUAGCCGUGUAUUGAUAGAUUGUGUUGGCCCUUUGCCAAAAACCAAGGCAGGUUAUCAGUACUUGCUUACUGUCAUGGAUUCAACCACACGUUUUCCAGAAGCUUUUCCGUAA